Molecule: messenger RNA, 3943 nt
Organism: Pongo pygmaeus (Bornean orangutan)
Lineage: Eukaryota; Metazoa; Chordata; Mammalia; Primates; Hominidae
Product: zinc finger protein 90-like
Biological process (GO): regulation of transcription by RNA polymerase II
Molecular function (GO): RNA polymerase II cis-regulatory region sequence-specific DNA binding; DNA-binding transcription factor activity, RNA polymerase II-specific
Source: RefSeq, a predicted model, not a curated record
GUUUGGCGCGGCCUGUUGUCUCUUGCUGCAGCUGGUGCUCCAAAUCUGGUCUUAGCUGCUCCGUGUCUUCCGCUUCUAGAAGCCCAGCCUCUGUGGCCCUGUGACCUGCAGGUAUUGGGAGAUCCACAGCUGAGGGACCCCCGGAAGCCUAGAAAUGGGACCACUGGAAUUUAGAGAUGUGGCCAUAGAAUUCUCUCCAGAGGAAUGGCAUUGCCUGGAUACUGCACAGCGGAAUUUAUAUAGGGAUGUGAUGUUAGAGAACUACAGUAACCUGGUCUUCCUUGGUAUUGUUGUCUCUAAGCCAGACCUGAUCACCUGUCUGGAGCAAGGAAAAAAAUCUUUGACUAUGAAGAGACAUGAGAUGAUUGCCAACCCCCCAGUUAUGUGUUUUCAUUUUGCCCAAGACCUUUGUCCAGAGCAGAGCCUAAAAGAUUCCUUCCAAAAAGUGAUACUGAGAAGAUAUGAAAAACGUGAAUAUGGCAAUUUAGAGUUAAAAAAAGGUUGUGAAAGUGUGGAUGAGGGUAAAGUACACAAAGGAGGUUAUAAUGGACUUAACCAAUGUUUGACAACUACCCAGAGCAAAAUAUUUCAAUGUGAUACAUUUGUGAAUGUCUCUCAUAUAUUUUCAAAUUCAAACAGACAUAAGAUAAGAGAUACUGGAAAAAAACCUUUCAAAUGUAUAGAAUGUGGCAAAGCUUUUAACCAGUCCUCAACCCUUACUACAGAUAAGAAAAUUCAUACUGGAGAGAUAACCUGCAAAUGUGAAGAAUGUGGCAAAGCCUUCAACAGGUCCUCACACCUUACUUUACAUAAGAGAAUUCAUGCUGGAGAGAAACGUUACAAAUGUGAAGAAUGUGGCAAAGACUUAAAGUAUUCCUCUACCCUUACUGCACAUAAGAGAAUUCAUACUGGAGAGAAACCCUACAAGUGUGAUAAAUGUGGCAAAGCAUUUAUUUCAUCCUCGACCCUUUAUGUACAUAAGAUAAGUCAUACUGAAGAGAAACCCUACAAAUGUGAAGAAUGUGGCAAAGCCUUCAAGCUCUCCUCAAUCCUUAGUACACAUAAGAGAAUCCAUACUGGAGAGAAACCCUUCAAAUGUGAAGAAUGUGGCAAAGCCUUCAGGCGCUCCUUAGUUCUUAGUACGCAUAAGAGAAUUCAUACUGGAGAGAAACCUUACAAGUGUGAUAAAUGUGGCAAAGCGUUUAUUUCAUCCUCGAUCCUUUAUGUACAUAAGAUAAGUCAUACUGAAGAGAAACCCUACAAGUGUGAAGAAUGUGGCAAAGCCUUCAAGCUCUCCUCAAUCCUUAGUACACAUAAGAGAAUCCAUACUGGAGAGAAACCCUACAAAUGUGAAGAAUGUGGCAAAGCCUUCAGGCGCUCCUUAGUCCUUCGUUCACAUAAAAGAAUUCAUACUGGAGAGAAACCCUACAAGUGUGAUAAAUGUGGCAAAGCAUUUAUUUCAUCCUCACUCCUUUAUAAACAUAAGAUAAGUCAUAGUGAAAAGAAACCCUACAAAUGUGAAGAAUGUGGCAAAGCCUUCAAGCGCUCCUCAACACUUACUAUCCAUAAGAUAGAGAAACCCUACAAAUGUGAAGAAUGUGGCAAAGCCUUCAAGCGCUCCUCAGCCCUGAGCACACAUAAGAUAAUUCAUACCGGAGAGAAACCCUACAAAUGUGAAGAAUGUGGCAAAGCCUUCAAGCGCUCCUCAAACCUUACUACACAUAAGAUAAGUCAUACUGAAGAGAAACUCUACAAAUGUCAAGAAUGUGACAAAGCCUUCAAGUAUUCCUCAGCCCUUAGCACACAUAAGAUAAUUCAUAGUGGAGAGAAACCCUACAAAUGUGAACAAUGUGGCAAAGCCUUCAAGCGCUCCUCAGUCCUUAGUAGACAUAAGAUAAUUCAUACUGGAGCAAAACCCUACAAAUGUGAAGAAUGUGGCAAAGCCUUUAAGCGCUCCUCACAGCUUACUAGUCAUAAGAUAAGUCAUACUGGAGAGAAACCCUACAAAUAUGAAGAAUGUGGCAAAGCUCUUAACUUGUCCUCAGACCUUAAUACACAUAAGAGGAUUCAUAUUGGACAGAAAGCCUACAUAGUGAAGAACAUGGCAAAUCUUUGAAAUAUUCCUCAACCCUUAAUAAACAUAAGAUAAUUCAUACUGGAAAGAAACCCUAUAAAUGUGAUGACUGUUGGAAAGCCUUUGACCACCCCUCAACUCUUACUAAAUAUGAGAAUUUAUAUGAAACAACUCCUACAAAAAUAAAGAAUGUGACAAAUCAUUUUAAGGAAGUUCUCAACCUUUAUUACACAUAAUUCAUACAGGACAGAAAAUCUACAAGUGUGAAAAAUGCAGCAAAGCCUAUAACAAGUUUUCAAUUCUUUUUUUUUUUUUUUUUUGAGAAUGAGUUUCAUGCUUCUCAUGUAGGCUGGAGUGCAAUGGCAUGAUCUCUGCUCACUGCAACCUCUUCCUCCUGGUUCAAGCCAUUCACCUGCUUCAGCCUCCACCACCAUGCCCAAAUAAUUUUUGUAUUUUUAUUAGAGACAGUGUUUUGCCAUGUUUAAGAGGCUGGUCUCCAACUGUGGUUCACCCACCUUGGCCUCCUAAAAUGCUGGGAUUACAGUCAUAAGCAUCUAUUCCCAGCCACAAGUUCUCAGUUCUUAAGAGACAUGGUGAUAAUUCAUGCUGAAGAGGAACUCUACAAACUUGAAAGAUGUGACAGUGCUUUUACCACCACCUCCAACUUUUCUGUACAUAAAGAUGAUUAUACUAGUGUGAAACCCUAGAAAUAAUAGAAAAUUUGACAAAUCCUUUAUAUGAUUGCAACACUUGAUUGUAGGUAAGAUAACUGAACCCUAACUCCUACAAGUGUGAAGAAUGUGGGAAAACUUUUUAAUCAGUGCAUACACCUUAUUUCACAGGAAAGCUAGUAUCCUUGAGAAAAAUUGCACAAUUAUAAAAAAUAUGGAAAACCCAUUAAUGCCUACUCACAUCUUACCCAAUAGAAGGUGGUUCACAGUUAAUAAAAGCAUUUAAAAUGCAAUUAUGCUCAAAAAACUUUCAGAAAAUAGAAGCCUUUAAAGUGAAGAAGAGUAUUCUGAAGAUAACCAUUACACAUAAUAGAGGGGGUUGUAUUACUUUUACUUGCAUCACAGAUUUCGUUGCACACAUUUUGUACUAGAGGAAAACCCUGAAGCAGUUGCUCCAGCUUUGUUCAACAACAGGGAAUUUUAGAGAAGAAUCCUGCAAAUGUAGUGAAUUUGGAAACAAUUUUUUUUUCAAAAACUACAGCUUAGAAAACACCAGAGACUUGAUAACUAAAACAUGUUUGCAGAAACAGUAAAUAUAAAAAAUAUUUAAUUCAAAAUGAAUUCCAUGUAAAUAUCAGAGAAUUUACAGUAGAAUAACUAAGGCACUGAUACUUCAGACAUUGCACUAAAUCAGAGUGUUGAGUAUAAAAAAGAAUCCACAACAAAAAUUGUUAGAUAAAUUAUUUAUAUAUAACUUUAAAAGGUUUUUUGAAGCAUUGUAAUUACAUUGAAAGUAUACUUGCUUUCUUGAAGAAAAUUUUUUGAAAAGUGAAUAAUGAUGUAAUAGAGCUUUCAAAUUUAUGCUGUUACUUUAUUUCUAUUGUAUUCACAUGUGAAAGCAUGUGAUCAAUUGUUGCUGCAUCAGAGAUAUUACAGAUUCUUUACUGGGCAUUCUUUAUAACCUUUUCUAUUAAAGAGAAAGGAUAUUAAAAUGUAAGAUGCAUAAUGAAAAUAUAAGUGGAGAGGCUGUUUGUAUUUGACCUAUAUUAAGUAAUGUAUAAGGUAGUGUUCAGAGUAAUACUUUUCUACAUUAUAGUGAGAGAAAUUAUGAAUUAUAGUUAAAGGUAUAUUAAAUUACUGUAUUAUUUUACUAAUUUUACUUUCAUGUAAUAAAAUACACUACAUUUAAAAAUUGUUA